CCCCGAGCAGCUCUCUUCUCCCCGAGCCUCUAUCUCUCUCUCUCCUUCUCCGUUUACAUUACUCGUACCGUGUCCAGAUGUAGCCGGUAACCGGAGCGCACAGCGGGAGACUGUGUUAUCGCGUUUGCGCCAUGGAGGACUGCUGCUCUCCGGAAAGCGAGAGGAUGGAAGCGUGGCUGGACGACCACUUGGAGUUCACGCGCUCCUACUUUAUCAGGAAGGCGUCCAGGGAAGUGGUAAAUGCCUGGUUCGCUGAGCGUGUCCACUCCAUCCAACCGUCUGCCUCCAAAGAAAAUCCUCCACAGCACCGGGCCCACCAGUGCUCCUCAGACUUUGGUCCCCCCUCUGCCUCCACCAUCUGCCCACCUACCCUCAGCCUCCUGGAAAACCGCUGCCCAUCCCCGGCCACAGUCCCCAGCCCAGCCCCCGGUACCCCAACUCGCAAAAUCUCUGCUUCAGAGUUCGACCGCCCACUCCGACCCAUCGUGGUGAAAGAUUCGGAGGGCUCUUUGACAUUUCUGAGCGACGCUGACCGUGAAACUGUCCCCCUGAGAGGCUCAGUGAUGGGUGAGGGUGGUGUUGGUGGGGUAGGUACUGGAGGUGGAUGUGGCGGGGCAGGUAGUGAUGGCAGGGGUGACCGCUGUGCCAGGCUGCUGGAACUGGUGAAGGACGUGUCAAGUCAUCUGGAUGUGACAGCACUCUGCCACAAGAUCUUUCUCCACAUCAACGAGCUGAUGGCUGCGGACCGCUACUCACUCUUCCUGGUGGGUGAGGACAGCUCCAACAGGAAGUUCUUGGUGAGCCGUCUGUUUGACGUGGCCGAGGGAUCCACACUGGAGGAGUCCUGCAGUAGUUGUAUCCGUCUGGAAUGGAACAAGGGCAUUGUGGGACAUGUAGCUGCCACGGGGCAGCCGCUAAAUAUCAAGAAUGCUUAUGAGGACCCCAGGUUCAAUGCUGAGGUGGACCUGAUCACAGGGUACAAAACCCAGAGUAUCCUUUGCCUUCCCAUCAAGAACCACAGAGAUGAGGUAGUUGGAGUGGCGCAGGCAAUCAAUAAAAAUGGGGAGGACGGUGCGUUCACUGAACAGGAUGAAAAGGACUUCUCAGCCUAUCUGGCCUUUUCAGGCAUCGUCCUGCACAACGCUCAGCUCUACGAGACAUCACAGCUGGAAAACAGACGCAAUCAGGUGUUACUGGAUCUGGCCAGUCUGAUCUUUGAGGAGCAGCAGUGUCUGGAGGUGUUACUGAGGAAGAUUGCAGGAACCAUUCUGUCCUUUAUGCAGGCCCAGGCUUGUACUGUUUUCAUUGCUGACGAAGACUCCAUGGUUUUGGGACCUCCAUACAAACAACCUUCACAGAGUGAUCUGGCCAAGUAUGGACCCUGUUGA
Plectropomus leopardus (leopard coralgrouper) is the source of this 1388-nucleotide messenger RNA. NCBI's taxonomy places the organism in Eukaryota, Metazoa, Chordata, Actinopteri, Perciformes, Serranidae. The record is from RefSeq and is a predicted model, not a curated record.